Molecule: messenger RNA, 846 nt
Organism: Symbiodinium natans
Lineage: Eukaryota; Dinophyceae; Suessiales; Symbiodiniaceae
Source: the annotation of a GenBank genome assembly
AUGGCGAAGACGCGGACAGUGCCGCGUGGUGGCGACUACACGUGGCCGAUUGUGUCGUUUCUGGCCCUCUACCUUUGUGGGGCCCUCUCCGUGAUUGGCUUCGAUGCGCUGAGUGUCGACUUGACAGCCCUGCAAAGCACAGCUGACAUGCUCGGGAUGUUCCAGAGUGACAGCCCCUCAGCAGACUCUGCUUCAGCGCCUGCAUCACCGAGAACUCCCCCAGAGAUGUCGCAAGAGCCUUCCAUCGUCGCGCCCUCCCCCAUGCUGAUGGAGUCUACUGCGAAGAUCCCGAUCGUGGACCGCAAGGAGCUUAAGUUUAUCUUCGUCACGCAGACUGGAGGCGAUGUCGUCAAGGAGAUGGCGACCAUUCCUCCUCAUCGUUUUGGGCGCAGCCCGGAGGAGCCAGGUUAUCGCUUCUUUGAGGACUUCCGCCAUGUCUCUGCAGCGAGGCGGCGCAAGUAUGACUGGUUCUUUGUGGUACGCGACCCGGUGGACCGCUUUCUCUCCUGGUACGCCUGCUGCUCGAAAGCUGUCGACCACACGGUCGAAGAGUUCAAUGACUGGCUGCAAAAGAACCUUCGAUCAGGAACCAAGGGCGCCUUCACCCGUAUGACCGACUACGUUGACCCGGAUUACGCUGUUUUGCAGCACGUGAUCCGCUUUGAAAACCUGGAGACAGACCUGCGGCACCUUCUCCCAUUCUAUAACUUCAGUUUGGCCAUGUUCCCGGCAGAAGCAAAAGAAGUCCUCCGGUUUGGCCGCCAAGAUAUCAGUGAGGAGACGAUGAACUUCAUCCGCACGUACUACAUGGGAGACUUUGUGAGCUUUAACUACUCCGUGCCAUGA